Messenger RNA from Thalassophryne amazonica, 3752 nucleotides. RefSeq names its product nucleus accumbens associated 1, BEN and BTB (POZ) domain containing b (gene nacc1b). Gene Ontology annotation, biological process: regulation of transcription by RNA polymerase II. Lineage: Eukaryota; Metazoa; Chordata; Actinopteri; Batrachoidiformes; Batrachoididae. Bases 248 to 2020 code for a protein of 590 amino acids. Gene Ontology annotation, molecular function: protein binding; RNA polymerase II cis-regulatory region sequence-specific DNA binding; DNA-binding transcription factor activity, RNA polymerase II-specific. The record is from RefSeq and is a predicted model, not a curated record. The transcript has 8 exons.
GUUAGAGAAGAAGAAGCGCUACCUUUUUUUUUUUUUUUCUUUCCUGCUGCCGCCCCCUCCCUCCUCCCGUCGCACCGGCCCGGGCCGGCCGAGGACGCCCGACUCCUGCCGGGCAUCGAGGCUGGCACACGGCGGGGUACCGGGACCUCUCUGCUGCUCCGCUGCUAGCGGGCUUUUCUCUCCCCGGAGGCGGUCACCGGCAUUACCUCUGCUCUGCUACGCUUUCAUACUCAGUGGGCGGAGAGUUAUGGCUCAGAUGUUGCAGAUGGCGAUCCCCAACUUUGGCAACAACGUCCUGGAGUGUCUGAAUGAGCAGCGGCUGCAGGGCCUCUACUGUGAUGUCUCCGUGGUCGUCAAGGGACACGCCUUCAAGGCUCACCGUGCCGUGCUGGCAGCCAGCAGCUCGUACUUCCGGGAUCUGUUCAAUGCCGGUGGGAGGAGCUCGGUGGUGGAGCUGCCUCCGGCCGUGCAGCCACAGAGCUUCCAGCAGAUUCUAGCUUUCUGCUACACAGGACGCCUCAGCAUGAAUGUGGGAGACCAGUUCCUCCUCAUGUACACUGCCGGCUUCCUCCAGAUCCAACAGAUCAUGGAGAAAGGCACAGAGUUUUUCCUCAAGGUCUCCUCUCCGAGCUGUGACUCCCAGGGCCUCCACACUGAGGAAACGCCGCCCUCUGAGCCCCAGAGCCCCGUCACUCAAACAGUAGUCGGGGGUGGAGUUGGCGUAGUUGCAACGGCCGCAGGAAGGCCCGCUUCGUGUUUGACGCCUCUACCUUUGGUGUCCAAAGUAAAGAUGGAACAGACAGCCACAAUGCCUCAGCCCGUCCCACAGCAACAGGAAGGGUCGCCCUACUCGGUGGUCUGCACCCCGGUGGCAAAGCGGCUGUGGGAGGGGAGCAACCGUGACGGGGGAGGAGGGUCUGGAGGGGGCGGGGGAGGUGGGAUGAGGAAGGCUGCACGAUAUUCUUCCUCUUCUUCUUCUUCCUCUUCCUCCAACAACAUUCCCCAGGAGGCCACCGGACGUGGCUCGGCAGUCGGCACCCAUCUGGUGGGCGGCAGUACCACGUCGCUGGGAGGCACCGGACUCAACAGUAACCACAACAGUAAUAACAACAACAACAAUGGCGGGACCCCCGAGGUCACCAGCCCGGGCACACUGAGCAUGUACACCAGCGAUUCGCCCAUCAGUUACCACGACGAUGAGGAGGAGGACGACAUAGCCGACGAGAGCACCGAAGAGCAGUAUAGGCAGAUCUGCAACAUGUACACCAUGUACAGCAUGCUGAACGCCAGCGCUGCGGUUGUCGGGGAGAGAGUGGAAGCUCUGCCAGACUUGGCGCCGGACUCAGGCGGCGGGCGGGGGGGCAGAGGGUGCCGCUCCCGGCAAGACCUGGCAUCAUUACCCGCCGAGCUCAUCAGCCAGAUAGGCAACCGCUGCCACCCUAAGCUGUACGAGGAGGGUGACCCCGUGGAGAAGCUGGAGCUGGUGAGCGGCACCUCGGUAUUCAUCUCCCGUGCCCAGCUCAUGAACUGCCACGUCAGCGCCGGCACCCGCCACAAAGUGCUGCUCAGACGUCUGCUGGCUGCGUUCUUUGACAGAAGCACUUUGGCUAACAGCUGUGGAACUGGCAUCCGUUCUUCAACCAAUGACCCCAGUCGCAAACCCCUGGACAACAGAGUGCUGCACGCUGUCAAAUUCUACUGCCAGAACUUUGCGCCGAGCUUCAAGGAGAGUGAGAUGAACGCCAUUGCCGCCGACAUGUGCACCAAUGCUCGCCGCGUCGUCCGCAAGAGCUGGAUCCCCAAGCUUAAAUUGCUGAUGGCCGACAGCGACGCCUACUCCGCGUUCUUGGCCGACAGCGUAAAGAUGGAGGCUGACGCUCUGGGGGCAGAGCAAGGCUUUGACCCCGCCUCGCUGGAAGCCGUGGCGGCAGCAGCUGCUAACAGUAAUGACGCAGGAGGUGGAGCUACACCAGCAGACACCCUGCAGGGAGCCGGAGGAGACGGUAGCACUUUGUUUUGAGUGAGUGAACGGACAGAUGAAUGAAUGAGCAGAUGGACAGACUGAGUGAGGGAGGGGUGGCGUUUUAUGGGCCACUCCUCCACUAGCCACCACAUUUUUGGGGACUCUUCUUUUGCGCCUGUCAUUCUGUUUGGUUGUCCACAUUUCUGGUCAUGAUCCAGAACCCCUCGCUCUGGACGGAUAUGUCUGGUGGAGAGAGAUAGAAAAUGGGUUGGAAGAACGGCUUCAGAGAGUGGUGAUUUGUUUGAUUCCCCCCAAACACAUCACCUCUCUGCUUCUGCCUUUCUAGAGCUGAUUGUUUCAGCCUUUUUUCUUUUUUUGUUUUUAUUGUUAAUGUACUGUCAUUGAGGCUUUUCUCGUUAGCCAACCAUAGACAUUCCCUGGGCAGGGUAACGGGGUGGGGGGCGGGGUUGGUCUUACACUCCGGUAACACUGUUGUUUUAAUAUUGAAUGUAUGUGUGGCGAAGCGUCCGGAUCGCCGUGGAGGCCCAGUGCGAUUGUACAGUUUGUUUCCGUUUCUGGACGAAAGCUUUUCAGAGAGAAUGUGGGGUUGACGUGAAUUUAAUAUGUAUAUUAGCAUAGUUUACAGUCUCCCCAACCUUCACCUGACCCAACGUUACUGCACCUGAAAGGCACCAGUAUACUUCAAAAGGUGUGCAGAAUAGUCCCUAAAAAACAUUUGGCCUUGCAGUGCCAUUGUUUGCCAGCAGCAGUUGUGGGAUGGCGGCACGUCACUUUGCGUCACCACCUCAUAGCGCUGGAAAUAACCUUGAAAAAGUAAAUUAUUAAAAGGUUAUCCACCAGGUGGCAGAUUCAUGUUCAAUCUGGUCACUGUCAUUGCAGCGCCAUAUGGUGACAAUAUUUCCGAAGACCUGUGGUAGGGAUGCGAGAUAUGACCUAAAAUUAAUAUCGUCAUAGUUUUUCCCAACCUCUGAGCUGCAGAUAGGUCAAAGUCAUUCUUGAUUUCUCAAUGAAUGUACAGUUUGUGUUAUUUUUUUGUCAGCAUUAUUUUUCAUUGGCAUCAUUUAAACAAUAGCUCUGGCCGGGCAGGGGUUCUCGUUGGCCUGAUUAUUCAGUGUUGAUGGUAUUACACGGUCUGUAUGGUGGCACACUAUGACACCGGCCAGGACUAUGCCACCGUUGUACCACCCACCCACCCUCUAGCUUCAUUUUGCUGAAUUUUUGUAACUUUCGGGUAUCGCUCCCAUGAUUAUACUAGUUAUAAGGUAAUACUGCCCCUGUGGUUAUGACAGGUAUUGCAGCUUCAUGUAAUUUUAGAAGAAUGACUCAUGCAGAACAUGUAACCUUAGCAGCUCUGUUUGCAAAUGUCUUUGUUUUGUUAGCGCUAGCAUGCUGGAAACACAUUGCUUCAUUGCACUGAAGCUAAUGACCACUUUAACCUAGCGCAUCGGCCAUUCGGUCAUGACCCAGGCGGUCAUGUUCUCUUGUGACCCCUGUGAUGGAGAGGUCAGCUGUGAGAAAAAGCAGAUAUUUAAUUAUUUUUGUGUAAAAACAAGAAUUGGUAAGAUUGGAGGCGAACGUUGUUGUUCUUCUUCUGAAGUAUACUGGAGCCUUAAUCUGCGAUAGGACGCCGGGCAGUGACUCAUCAGCGAAACUGCUGAGGAAGGAAAGUUAUUUCUGCGCCAACAAGGCAGCAUUUUUGGCUCUAAAAACCUCAAAAGCUUUAUUGGCUGGUAAAAUUUUCACCUGCUGUCUCACCGGCACACAGAAG